Papilio polytes (common Mormon) is the source of this 1916-nucleotide messenger RNA. RefSeq names its product tryptase-like. The record is from RefSeq and is a predicted model, not a curated record. Gene Ontology annotation, molecular function: serine-type endopeptidase activity. NCBI's taxonomy places the organism in Eukaryota, Metazoa, Arthropoda, Insecta, Lepidoptera, Papilionidae. Bases 108 to 1265 code for a protein of 385 amino acids. The transcript has 9 exons. Gene Ontology annotation, biological process: proteolysis.
UCUGAACUUAUGUUUUAUUUUCCUUAUAAUUAUUUGAACUUUACAAUCGUGGUCAAAUACGUCGCGCUGGUUUUAGAUAAAGUAUUUAUAACAACGGAAAAACCAAAAUGGGGUACAUCGGUGCGAAUAUUGUCUUCGCAUUGAUCCUUUUGGCGGGGAACGACCAUGUUUCGGCGCAAACGGUCAUUGACAGUUCGAGUCCUGACGUUAAUGCUCUAGGUCCUAGCUGUUUGACGCCGGACGGCAAAGUCGGGGUCUGUGUGCCUAACUAUCAGUGCAACUUCGAGACCAAUUCUGUCGACCCCGGAGCGACGAUAGAUCUGAGAUUUUUACGUCUUGACUUUAGGACGCAGUCUUGCCCGCACUAUCUCCAGAUCUGCUGCCUACGUGAGGAGAUGGCAGGAAGUAAGACUGUAGAGAAAAUACCGCAGUGUGGAUUGAGUAACCCAGGUGCAGUGGAAUUGAAGGCUAAGCCUACAUUAGUGGGGGAAGCUGAAUAUGGAGAAUUUCCGUGGAUGGUUGCUCUGUUAAGAUCUACAGCACCGGAUCAAGCGUGGUCUCAAGAUGAUUAUAUAGGAGGUGGUUCUAUCAUACAUCCUAAAGUCGUGCUCACUGCCGCCCAUAAAGUAGCACGUUACACCGAGGGUGAAAUAAAAUGUCGCGCCGGUGAAUGGGACACUUCCAACACGGAUGAGAAUUUCUUAACACAAGAACGACAAGUUGAAAAAAUUGUUCAACACGAAGAUUUCUUCGAUCUACAAGCGUACAACAAUAUCGCAUUGUUGGUAUUGAAGGAGGCUUUCUCGUUCAACGAUGCCCCGCACAUGGGCAUAGCGUGCGUAGGCAAGGUGCUGCCUCCACCGGGCACGCAGUGCUUUACUAUGGGCUGGGGCAAAGAGUCGUCUGGCAAAUAUGCAACAGUAUUAAAAAAGAUCCAAAUGCCAUUGAUCGAUUCUGACGAAUGCCAACACACGUUACGCAACACAAGGCUCGGCUCCCGGUUCCUGCUGCAUCCGAGUCAAAGCUGCGCCGGCGGGGUGGCGGGGGUUGAUACCUGCAAGGGGGAUGGAGGUUCCCCACUCGUCUGUGAUGUUGGAAACGGCACUAUGAAGCGCUACGCUAUCUUCGGGUUGGUGUCGUCGGGUGUUGGUUGCGGGAAGAAGAAUGUACCGGGAAUAUACUCGAAUGUGCCUUACCUAUACAGCUGGCUGAUAGACGCUAUGAACACCGAGAAAUUACCAAGCAAGACAUUUACUUAUGUAUAAUUUACAAUCACACCUUUGUUCCAAAACGUAUUAAACUUUGACUAUUCAAUGACAGGACUUGUCCAGUAAACUAUAGAAUUGAUCUGAGCCGGUGGGUAUAAGCCAAAGUAUAUUAUGAUAGCUCACUAGCGCCCCCUGUCACAAGAUUAUUGUAGUCUUCAUUUUUUACAUUUACAUACUUGUAUACUAAUAUUGUAAAGAAAAAUAACUCAAAAACUACUGGGACGAUUUCUACAAUUCUUUCACCAUUACAAAGCUACAUUUUCAAUGAGUAACGUAGGCUAUAUUUUUUUAUUUAACGCAGGCAAAGUUGGAAGCAACAGCUAGUUUUGUAAUAAAGUGUUGGACUACAAUUUCUAAACUUGCUCGUACAAGAUCUUUUUAACACAAGUCUCUUUAUUGUCAAAGAUUCUGAUACAGCGCCAUCUAUUGCACGGUUUAUAAAUUAAUAUUGGAAAUUAGGGAUCAAAAAUAUGUAAUUGAAUAUAUUUUUUUCUAUCAAUUUCGCUUAGUAACUGUAAGGGAAUAAAGGUGCGAUUUAUUGUUUUACCUCACCGCUUUUCCACUAACCGAAUAGCCAAUUUUAGAUACAUCGGACUAGUGGAAAUAGGGAUUAACGGUUAACUAAUCUAUUUAGUUUUAAAGGUAAAU